AUGGGGGACCCAAAGCGCAUGGAGGAGCUUCUAAAAGGCCCUCUCUAUGUAUAUGAUCUUCCACCGGCGCUGCUGGCAACUUUAACCGCGAAAACUACGAGCCAACCAGUUGCUAAUCAGACCCCCGAACCUACCCCCCAAGACAAGGAAAUCGCAGCGAAAGAGUCUGCUAUUGCAACUUCGACCUCAUGUCCCCUAUGUAAAGUAUCCUACGGCAAUGUCCAGGACCAGCGCAGCCACGUGCGCUCCGAUCACCACCGAUAUAACCUCAAAGCCCAAUUGCGCGGAAAUGCUCCUCUCGAUGAAAUUCAAUUCGUCAAAGCGGUUGGAGAGCUCGAUGAGUCUAUCUCGGGUUCCGAAUCGUCAGAAUCUGAUGAGGAGGAGGCGGAUGGAGGUGCCGACACAACUUUGACAGCCUUGCUGAAAAGACAGGCCAAGGUGUCCGAGUCGAAUGAAGAACCAGAAGCGACAGCGAACGAAAGAUCUCCAAAAAACCCGUUAUUUUGGCUGUCUAGCUCCGGUCUGCCGUCAAACAAAUCACUGGGGAUCUAUCGGGCGAUCUUUUCCAAUGUCGAGCAAGAUGCGCCCACUUAUUUGGUCGAUACAAUUCGGAAGAAGCAGCUGGCCCCCGUCAAAGCGCGUACGAAUAAUACGCAGUCGCAAACAGACAACUCUGCUUCCAGCCCCCAUAUUUUCAUGUGUAUGAUCGGUGGUGGCCACUUCGCCGCUAUGCUGGUGUCAUUGGCCCCAGAGAUCCACCGUAAGCAAGGUGGCGUCGAGGAGAGACAGGCAAGAGUGAUUGCGCACAAGACCUUCCACAGAUACACCACACGAAGAAAACAAGGUGGUUCCCAAUCUGCCAGCGACGCGUCUCGUGGCGCGGCCCACUCGGCCGGCUCCAGCCUACGACGUUACAACGAAGCCGCGUUGGAGAAAGAUAUUCGAGAUCUGCUUGCCGACUGGAAGCAGAUGAUUGAUAGUGCAGAGCUACUAUUCAUCCGAGCGACGGGGAAAACGAAUAGAAGAAUUCUUUUUGAGAAGUACGAGGGUCAGGUCUUGAAGCAAAACGACCCCAGACUGAGAGGAUUUCCUUUCAACACCCGUCGGGCAACCCAAGGAGAGCUCAUGCGGUGCUUCAAAGAACUGACCCGAGUAAAGGUUAGUGAAAUUGACGAAGCUGCGCUGGAAGCCGCGGCGGCUGCUGCGGCCAAACAGAAAGAAGACUCCAAACCAUCCACACCCCGUCCGCAAUCUCAGAAGCCGAAAUUGUCGAAAGAGGAGGAGGCUGCACUCUUGCACACUUCACAGCUCCAGGCGUUCAUCCGCCGCUCCAAAGUUCCAGCUCUCAUGUCUUACAUCUCAAACAACUCAAUCCCCUCCGAUUUUAUUUUUCAACCCACCGACUCACCUCAAAACUUCCGCUGUCCAACUCCUAUCCAUCUUGCUGCAAACCUGAAUGUUCCAGCAGUUGUGACCGCUCUUCUCACACGGGCCAACUCAGAUCCAACAGCUGUCAACAGUGAAGGCCGAACCCCAUUUGAGCUGACAGGCGAUCGUGCCACUCGUGAUGCAUUUCGCAUAGCUCGACACGAACUGGGUGAAUCGAAAUGGAACUGGAACGCAGCUAAAGUUCCCUCUGCUGUAUCCAGGACAGAUGCCAACAUUCGAGCCGAGCGGGAACGAAAGGAAGCCGAAGAAGAAGAAUCCAAUCGCCGAAAGGCUGGAUUAGAGCGCUUGAAGAAGGAAGAUGCCGAACGAGCCGUGCAGCAGGCAUCGAGCAAGCCCGGCGGUCGGACUCUCGGGGCAGUCGAGAAGACUGCGGCUGAGAAGCGCGACGAAGAGACACGAGGAAUGACGCCUGAGAUGAGAAUGCGACUGGAACGAGAGCGGCGGGCGAGAGCUGCUGAGGAGCGCUUUCGCAAGAUGCAGGGGAAUUAA
Messenger RNA from Penicillium macrosclerotiorum, 1938 nucleotides. RefSeq names its product putative C2H2 finger and ankyrin domain protein. NCBI's taxonomy places the organism in Eukaryota, Fungi, Ascomycota, Eurotiomycetes, Eurotiales, Aspergillaceae. The transcript is spliced from 2 exons. The record is from RefSeq and is a predicted model, not a curated record. The coding region runs from base 1 to 1938 and encodes 645 amino acids.